This is a messenger RNA of Mixia osmundae IAM 14324, 653 nucleotides long. RefSeq lists its product as uncharacterized. Bases 85 to 615 code for a protein of 176 amino acids. Lineage: Eukaryota; Fungi; Basidiomycota; Mixiomycetes; Mixiales; Mixiaceae. The record is from RefSeq and is a predicted model, not a curated record. Gene Ontology annotation, molecular function: structural constituent of ribosome. Gene Ontology annotation, cellular component: ribosome. Gene Ontology annotation, biological process: translation. The transcript has 3 exons.
CGCAGAGCCACAGAGAAAGUGAAAGAAAGAGCGCCGCGACUGCACGACUGCCGCGAUUUUCAACGACUGGGCGACGACGGCGACAUGUCGCUGAGGCUCGGCCAGCAGGUUCCAAGGCUCGUCAGGCCUCUGCCAACAUGCACAUGUAGCAGGAGAUCGCUCACAGGCCAAGAUCUGUCGAAACGGCUAGCAGGCCUGGCCAGCGAUGGCAAGACGAUACCCACAGAGAACAAGAUCAAGCCGUACCAGGUCUUUGCGUCCAAAGAUCUGGGGCCCAAGAAAAUGUUCAAGGACAACAAGCCUGUCCGGAGGAAGCGACAUGAGAUGGGUCCCAAGAAGGCAGAUGUCCAUCUGUCCGAUCCCUUCAUGCACCUCGGCAUCAAUCCGCUCAAGGAGCCCACCAAUCCGCUCUUGCAUUCGCACUAUCUGACCCAAGUCGGCAAGAUACAGACACGCGCAGCCACGGGUCUCAGCUGGAAGAGUCAGCGGAGAAUGGGCAAAGCCGUCAGACGCGCUAGGGCGAUGGGACUUAUCAGCCAUUUCGCAGGCUCCAUGAUCAAUCAGUCAGGCUUGUCCAAUGCCUUCUUUGGCCGAACGCGCAACUUUCUGUUGUAGCAUUGCAACAAGUCAUCAUGCAUAUAGACAUACUGGGA